AUGAUCAAUAUGCUCUUAACAUCGACUGAGUGCUUAGAAAUCUUAAGAAACAUGUGCAAAUCAUCCAAACUUGAGUUAUCUGAUGAUGAUCUGCGCAUUGUUGAUUACGAUUGGGAAAGGGAUAUUAGUGCGAUUGGUUAUCUGGGCGACUAUUAUGCGUUAACCUUACGCUAUUGCAUUGCUGAGUCAGAAAAUAUAUUGCAAAUCGAACUGUUCGUGAAGGGCGUGCCACAGCAAAGCGAUGAGGUCGAAAAGGAGGCGAUCUUUCGCAAAGAGGCGUGGCUGUAUGAGAACAUCCUGCCAAAAAUGCAACAAUAUUCUAAACUCAAGUGGAGCGCUGAUUGCUUUUAUUCACGCCCUGAUCUCUGUGUCUUCGAGAAUCUGAAACUUAGUGGUUAUCUCAACUCGCCAAGCACUUUGCUAGAAGAGGAGCAGCUACUUCAAGUGCUUCGAACAUUGGCCGCUUUUCAUGCUUCCAGUUUUAUUUACGAACAGCGUGAAGGUAUCAAUAUUGGCGAUGAGUUUGGUGACCGAUUGCAAGAGAUUACGGUGUCAGCUGAUAUAGCCUGGUUUACGACGGGACUGUCGGCCAUUAUAGCUGUCAUUAGAAGUCUGCCACAUUAUCAGACAAGUGAAAAUCUUGAUUUUAUCAACUCGCAAUUGGAGGAGAUUUUGCAGCGAGUUUAUCAACAGGUUUCACCCUCAACAAAGUAUAGAAAUGUGCUCUGCCAUCGUGACUUAUGGUCUGGCAACAUAUUUUUCCUUCAUCGUGAGGAUUCUGUUGUUCUGGUGGAUUUCCAAACUUCUCGCUAUACACCACCAGCAAUUGAUUUAUGUUUCAGUCUCUAUUUGAAUCUGACAUAUGAGCAGCGACUCUGUUUAGAAGGCAAAUGCAUUGAUUUCUAUUAUGAUUGGUUGAAAAAGGACUUAGAAGAGUUUGGCUUGGAGUCAGAGGAAUUUAUAACGAAAGCUGAGCUGCUGGACUCCUAUGAAGAGUUUCGUCUAUUUGCCGUUGUCUACAAUGCUGUUGCCGCAACGGUAAUCAAAGUGCCCAAAGAGUUCGUCACCAACGAUUUUAAGUACGUCGAUCGCAGUGAAAUCAUCUUGAAACAUAUGGAAGAGAAUGCUGAAUUUAAAGAGGCAAUGGAAAUGUGCUGUGGACAAGUCAUGGAAGUCGCUAUGCUUCAAUUAUAGAGCAAGAGCGUGAGCAAGAGAUAUUUUCGUCUAUUUAUUGGUCAUUUAAUAAAAGAGCUGUGCCAGCGAUAAGCAAUUCAUAAAGAUAAUAAGAUAAUAAUAUUAUUCAGCGAAUAUUGUAUGCUCUUUAUACAAUAAC
This is a messenger RNA of Drosophila albomicans, 1333 nucleotides long. RefSeq lists its product as uncharacterized. NCBI's taxonomy places the organism in Eukaryota, Metazoa, Arthropoda, Insecta, Diptera, Drosophilidae. The record is from RefSeq and is a predicted model, not a curated record.